AUGGGUGAUACAGAGCAAGAGCAACCCGCCGAACAACAGCAGGCGGAGCAUCACGAGCAGGCCGUCGUCCAACAGGCCGAGGAAGAGAAGCCGCACAUCGAUUUUCACGAGGACAACGGAAACGUACAAGAAGCCCCUGUGAUCGCCAGCCACGACGAUCGCGGUGACCGUCAAGAUCAACGGAGCCGCAGCCGAAGCCGAAGCCCGAGACGCGACCGCGGGGAUCGAGACCGUGGCCACGACCGCGGGAACGUCUGCCGCGACUUCCUCAAGAACAUUUGCAACCGGGGCAGCAACUGCAAAUUCUACCACCCGCCCGACCAUGAGCAGAAGCCAAACAGUGAUCAAGUGAACUUCUGCAUCGAUUAUCAGAAUCGCGGGUGCACGCGCCACAACUGCCGCUUCGUGCAUGUGCCUAAGGAGGAGGCCGAGCGCUACAAGGCCACGCGCGAAGUCACGCUCCCCUUGGCCCGCGCUAUUGCCGCCGUCAGCCAGGGCGACAUGAUCAACGGCAUCCCCGUCUGCAAGGAGUACCAAACCGGCAAAUGCAAUCGCGGCGCCGCGCGUUGUCGCUAUUGGCAUGUGAAUCUCGAGGAAGAGCGCGAGCGCAGAAGACGUGGCUACCCGGCUCAUGUGCCAUUGGGCGGCGGCGGCGGAGGUGGUGGUGGAGGCGGCCGGAUGGGCGGCGGCUAUGGUGGUGGCGGCGGUGGCGGAAUGGGAGGCGGCUACGGCGGAGGCGGGAUGCGUCGCGGCGCCCCGCCAUUGGAUGAUUACUACGAGCCGAAACGCUCCCGUAUGAUGGAAGACCAACGUCUCAUCGAGCUGCAACGCCGCUGCUCCGACUACGAGGCCGAAAUUCUCGUGCUGAAGACGGAGCUGAAGCGCGAGCAUGAACGUUACGAGGAUCUGUACGCCCUGUUCAGACAACAAACCGGCGUCGGAGCACAAGCGGCCGCCGCUGGAGCCGCCGCAGCCGGCUACCAGGCCUCCGAAGCCAUGGGACCGCAGCAAAACAACGCCGGAUGGGGAUGGGGC
Molecule: messenger RNA, 1035 nt
Organism: Mesorhabditis spiculigera
Lineage: Eukaryota; Metazoa; Nematoda; Chromadorea; Rhabditida; Rhabditidae
Source: the annotation of a GenBank genome assembly